UUUGCUAAAUAAAUAAAUAAUUAUUAUAGUUUAUGAAGGCUAUUUUGAUUUGGUGUUAUUUGAAAAGCUAAUUGUUUUAUUCUAUGAAUCUAAAUUGAUUGGAAGAAUUUUAUGAAGACAUUAUGGCAUCAAUAAAGCAAUUCGAUCGAUGUUGUAAUCCAUUUAAGUUGGAAUCACAUUUAAGAAAAAUGGGUUUACGUCCAGCAACUGACAUUAUGAAAGUAACGUUAGGAUUAGAUGGAAAUUAUUUGUUAUGCAGUUCGUGUCGAAAAGAAGCUUCAAAAUUAGUGAAGGAACAAACAAAUGCUAGUGAUGAUCCUAAUGUUGAUGCAAGUGACCAUGAAGAUGAUUCUAGUGACAACAAUGAGAACAAUGAUGGUGCUGACAGUGAUAGUAACACAACUGCCACGGAUCUCCCGUUAUCCUUAUCAUUUCGUUCCUUGUCGUUUAAUAGCGAACCCAAAAAUUCACAAUCAAGCUCGGCAUCCCAAGUUAGCGCUGCACUCAAUUACCCGUUAUAA
Cotesia glomerata is the source of this 521-nucleotide messenger RNA. RefSeq lists its product as uncharacterized. The transcript is spliced from 2 exons. NCBI's taxonomy places the organism in Eukaryota, Metazoa, Arthropoda, Insecta, Hymenoptera, Braconidae. The record is from RefSeq and is a predicted model, not a curated record. Bases 123 to 521 code for a protein of 132 amino acids.